UGACAGCUAAAAAUUUAUAGCGAUUACAGAGUAAACUAAAGCGAAAAUAAAAUGCUCGCUCGUGCAUUAUCUCAAAGUUUUCCGGGAAAUUCGCUUUUCCAACAAUUUGCAUGCAAAAAUCUAUUGCAAAACGUAACCGUGCUGAACAUCAAAUGCACUCGUGAUUCUUCCUUCCGCUCUUCCGAGCCAGUGGGUGACUUGAACCAGUAUCAGAAUGCCGAAGUCGUAAAGAACCCACCAGAAUGGAAAUACAUAGAGCGUCUAAUAUCGCCCCGUGUCAUCCCGAAACCAUUGUCGAAGGCAACAUACCCCUCGGGCUGGAAGCCACCAAAACCUGAUGUCGAUCUUAAAUACUUCGUUCCUCGAACCAAAAACUACAUGCUACCGGUUUAUUUGAGGCGCACAUUUCGCGGACAGCGCAUCGUAACUGCUUUGAGAAGAGUUGACGGUGAUAUCUGGCAACUGGAAGCUGAAUUGAGGUACUUGAUUGAGAAGAAACUCCAAAAACAGAUCGUGACCCGAGUGAACGAAAUGAAUGGCCUUAUCGAGUUCAAAGGUGACUAUGUUACGAUUAUUAAAGAUUAUUUACAUGACAAAGGAUUAUAGGAAAUUGUUCGAUUUUAUCUUUUCAAAUGAAUACAUUGAAAAAUUAAA
Toxorhynchites rutilus septentrionalis is the source of this 654-nucleotide messenger RNA. RefSeq names its product probable 39S ribosomal protein L49, mitochondrial (gene mRpL49). Lineage: Eukaryota; Metazoa; Arthropoda; Insecta; Diptera; Culicidae. The record is from RefSeq and is a predicted model, not a curated record. The transcript is spliced from 2 exons. Gene Ontology annotation, cellular component: mitochondrial large ribosomal subunit; ribosome. The coding region runs from base 52 to 606 and encodes 184 amino acids. Gene Ontology annotation, biological process: translation. Gene Ontology annotation, molecular function: structural constituent of ribosome.